AAUUAAUUUAGUAUUUGCACGUUUACAAUACACAUAUGGACUCGCAGUCAGUAAUUUAUGGACACUCGUCUAAGCCUAUGUCUAUUUUUAGAACCCUAUUUUCUGAGUGCCCCCAAGCGUUCACACUUAGUCAUCACUUUGUGCUCAACCCAGGGACGAGGGAAGGAGAGAGCUCGCCCCUGGUUCUUUGCAGCACGGGGGUCUGUGUGAAACAGCACUCAUGCAUAGAGCGGCUAGCUUCACCCGGGGACUCUAGAGGGUUUGGAAUUAUAAUCCCGUCGCCUUUCUGCUGAGUGCCGAGUUGAUGGAAAGACCGGUAGGUUUUAUAGCUCCACAGGAAUUGCGGCCCAACAUUUACUGUCCUUACUCUGUGAUUUGAUCGACCGUACAUGUAGAGGGAGACGUAGCACCACUCUUCCAAAGGUUUCUUCGAAAUUGUUGGGUAUUUACUGUGCGAAUUUUUGCUGUAGUAGCAGUUGUAUUAUACUGUGCAUGCACCUUGCGUUUCGAUUGCACACUAAGUGUAUAUUUUGUGUAGUAACUAAACGAGAAACAAACGGACACGGGGACAAAGGUCACAUCACAACGUUACACACGUUGCUGCAGUACACUGUGUACAGUUGACUUGUGUAAAUCUAAGAUUUAAAAACCGAAGUUCGAUUCCUGUUGUGAGUGUUGAUAUUUCCUUCAAGGAUGGGACCGUCAAGGAGAGGAGACCGGGCCUUCUGGACAACUGCCGAGGUGAGGAAGCUAAUAUCGGUGUUCGCUCGGAAAGAAAUCCAGAGACAACUGGAUGGAACAACCAGGAACAGAAUAGCGUUCGAGAAGAUGUCGUCUGUUCUCCGCUCGGUGGGAUUUAACAGGACCCCGGCCCAAUGCAGGGAGAAAAUCAAGAGCAUGAAGAAGGACUACCGAAAGGGUAAAACUAGCCAGUUUAGUGCUAUCAUUGGCAAGCUGAUGGAGACAUAUCCAGUUGCCUUACGUCAUGCUGCUGUCGAUGAUGACCUCGUCGGGGCGACGGGGGAAGAAUUGGAGGCGAGCAUCAUGAAUAAACUGCAAGCGAUGGCGGAUGAAGAUAUAGAAGAAGAUGAAGAGGCAACGGGGUCUGAUGAUGAGAUUUGGAAUGAGGAGAGUGAUCGUGGAUGGAUGUCGUCAGAUGAUCAAGAUGACCCCAACAUGGACACCACCACCAAACAACAACAGCGGAAACGAGGAGCGGACAGAAUGAGUCAUUGGAGUCCAGUGGAGACGUUAGAGCUCCUCGGAAUCAUCGGUGAGAGAGACACCCAGGCAGCGCUCAGAAAGAUGGUGCACACCCGCUUAGUCUGGGAGAGCAUCUCCGGCAAGAUGAGCACCAACAGAUCGGCCGAGCACUGCCACGACAGGUGGAUCUACCUGAAGCGCCGAUACAGGGAGACCGUACUGAAGAAACAAACAGACAGAUGCGCCAACUGCUCUUACUACAGCGAACUGGCUAAGAUUUUAGCCAAACAACCUCCAGACAAUGACCAAUCUACCAGCCAGUCGACAAGAGCUUUAGGAGCAUCCUCUGGAAAUACAUCGGGACUGUCUUUCUACUCUAGGACCAACGCCCGAUCCGGCUGGCCCUCGUCUUCAACCCCUCGCCUGCCUGGGAGUGACGAUGAAAACGACUUUGAAGAUGACGGUGAUAAUCAAGAGAUAGAAGAUGACGACAUCGAUGAUCUGUUUGGUCCUAACAGAGUUCAUGAUACUGAAGUUGAACUAGAAGGAGAGAUGUCAGAAGACAAUGGCAAUCAUCAAAGUGCCCUUCUUACUGAUCCCAGUCCUGCCACCACCAGUGAAUCAAGACCAUCAAACAAAAGGGAAGCCGCCGGUGGUCCAUCACAACGGAAUCCAAAACGACCUAGAGGAGUGCGGGCAAAGCCCCAGGUACCGCCCAAGGAGGAUCUGAGUAUAGCGGAGGCCAUCACGGACGCCAUGAUGAGAUUCAUAGACCACCAUCAAUUCCACCUCUCUCAGCAGACGGAGAUCCUGGAGCGAUACCUCAAGUUUGAACGUGCCAGGAUGCGAUGGGAGAUGGAUAUGGAGACACGACGGAUGAAGUGGGAGGAGGAACGUGACAUGAGAGAGGAGGAGAGGAGGCAGAGAGCUGAGGAGCUGGAAGAAAAACGGGUCUCUGAUAACAGACAGUUUAUGCUACAGCUGGCCGUUGUCUUGGGAAAUAAUGCUGCUACGGACGACCGAGGAGAAAGAACUAAAGGCGGUGACGCUGCUGUUGCUAACAGUAGUGCCAAGUAACACUUCAUGGGUCAAUUAGGGAGUAUAUUCUUUUUAAUAGAUUCAUUAGGUAUGUCCAUAAAAAAUUUCAGUAAAGAUGUUCAUAUGGUAGAAAAU
Messenger RNA from Asterias rubens (European starfish), 2376 nucleotides. Its product is annotated as zinc finger and SCAN domain-containing protein 20-like. The transcript has 4 exons. The coding region runs from base 694 to 2280 and encodes 528 amino acids. The record is from RefSeq and is a predicted model, not a curated record. Lineage: Eukaryota; Metazoa; Echinodermata; Asteroidea; Forcipulatida; Asteriidae.